Molecule: messenger RNA, 1344 nt
Organism: Coccomyxa subellipsoidea C-169
Lineage: Eukaryota; Viridiplantae; Chlorophyta; Trebouxiophyceae; Coccomyxaceae
Product: ClpP/crotonase
Exons: 9
Coding region: 1-1344 (447 amino acids)
Biological process (GO): proteolysis
Molecular function (GO): endopeptidase activity; protein binding; serine-type peptidase activity
Source: RefSeq, a predicted model, not a curated record
AUGUGCAGGCAUGCGCCAUUGGUGGCGGUUGACUUGGCCUCGCAGUCCGAAGAUAGAAUUCUUGAAACUCUCAAAAAGGUCGGCGCUACCGUCGACUCGGCAGUCAGUGCAUUCUCAAAUAUCUCACAUUUAGGAGACCGGGCUACGAACUUGGAGGAGGCCAAGCGGGAGGGCCAGGAGCUUGUGAAAGAGGUGUGGGCGGUUGUUUCCGACUACUAUCUGGAUGCUAGAGGCUCCGGCUUUGAUCAAGUCAAGUGGGCGGCGCUACGUGACAAACACAUGGCGCAGCCCCUGCCAACUCAUGAGGCUGCCUACAGGGCAAUCAGGGAGAUGCUGGCGUACGGUCUCAAUGACCCUUAUACACGCUUCAUCACCCCAAAUGAGUUUGGAGCGAUGCGAAAGUACGACGUCACCGGAGUGGGCCUGAACCUGGCGACCGCAGAGGAGUUCACGCGCAAGAGCGGCCUUCAGCUACCGGCUGACCGCGCCGACGUGCAGGUGGGGGGCGUGUGGGUACUGGGCAUGAUCAAGGGCGGCGCGGCCGACCGGGCUGGGGUGCGGCAGGGGGACGAGCUGCUGUCCAUCGAUGGCAACAGCGUGGCCGCCCUCAGUCCCUUCCAAGCAGCCGGCCUGCUGCAGGGCACCGACGAGACUGCACCCCCAAGUGUCAGCCUCGAGGUGAGGAGGCAGGACGGCGCCAGUGUGGAGGUGGACAUCGAGCGGCCCGUGCGCAGCGUUCCCUCUCCCGUCACCACCUACCUGGAGGACCGAGGAGGCAGGACGGUGGGCCACAUCAGCCUCAGCGCCUUCAAUGCGCGCGCGCUGUCAGAUGUGGUGGCGGCUGUGCGGCAGACGGAGGCGGCCGGCGCUGCCGAGCUGGUCCUGGAUCUGCGAGACAACCGCGGCGGCCUCGUGCAGGAGGGCAUCGAGAUCGCCAAGCUGUUCCUAGACGAUGGGAUGACAGUGGUGGUCACUGAGACGGGCUCGCGGAAGGACGAGCGCGCGGUGCGAGCGGUCGGGCCGCCACUGACGGCCGCGCCGCUGACUGUUAUGGUCAAUGAGCACACGGCGUCCGCGUCGGAAAUCUUUGCCGGCGCACUGCACGACAAUUGCCGCGCGCUGCUCGUGUUGGCGUUGAGUUCGACGUAUGGCAAGGGGCUGAUUCAGAGCGUGUACGAGCUCAGCGACUCAUCAGGCCUGGUGUUAACCGUGGGCAAGUACCUGACUCCUGCCCGCACAGACAUCGACCGCGAGGGGCUGAAACCAGAUUUCCGGCACAUGCCCUCAUCCACCGCUGCUGCUGAGACCCUGUCUGCGUGCCGCCUGACCGCCUCGAAGGCCUGA